Penicillium egyptiacum is the source of this 1437-nucleotide messenger RNA. NCBI's taxonomy places the organism in Eukaryota, Fungi, Ascomycota, Eurotiomycetes, Eurotiales, Aspergillaceae. The record is from the annotation of a GenBank genome assembly.
AUGCCGCUCAUCGGGAAACCUCGAAAAGUUCGAUUUCCGAACGCACAAAAGCCCAACCGUCCAACCUCGUUCAUUCCAACAGCCACCAUGACUACAGCCGUGAACACAUCUGACUCCAACCAACCGCGCCCGGGGAUCCCGGCCUUGUUCACGCAGGCGCCACCCAUCCGCGACCCGCUCAUCACAGAGACGAUCGAUCUGCAGAACGCGACCCUGGAAAAAUGCCUACCAUUCCUGAAAGGCAUCCACAGCACCCAGAAGGAUUUCAACGACCAUGGCGUACCCGCCCUGCAACGUGAUCUCCAUGCCAGCUACCUCUAUGAUGCUCUCGAGGAUUAUCCCGAGGGAUUCGUCGCCAUGGAUGCCAGCCGACCGUGGAUUGUGUACUGGGCGUUGGCGGGACUUGCCAUGCUGGGAGAGGAGACGACUCGAUUUCGCGAACGUGUGAUCACUACGCUUCGGCCGAUGCAGAACCCCACAGGUGGCUUUGGCGGCGGCCAUGGUCAGACAUCCCAUCUGGCGGGCAGCUAUGCAGCCGUCCUGUCGCUCGCUAUAGUUGGAGGCGAGGAAGCCUUCGGAUUGGUGGAUCGACACGCGAUUGGCGCAUACUGCGCUAUGACUCUUAUCUCGCUACUUGAUCUGCCGCUGUCGCUUGCUCCGGGAUCUCAAGCGCGGGAGGCUGGAUUGGAGAGUCUGACGAGUGGUCUCCCUGAAUAUCUCUCACGAUGCCAAACGUUUGAAGGAGGUAUCUCCGGUAGCCCUGGUUCAGAGGCCCAUGGGGCAUAUGCCUUUUGUGCUCUGGCGUGCCUUUCUAUCUUGGGAUCCCCCGAGGAGAUCUUCAACAGGUGCGAGACUGCUCUAGCCCAGAAUGCUCUCAUUGAUUCUCGUAUACUAAUGGUUCCUGGCAGACACAUGGACAUUCCCAUGUUAGUAUCAUGGUUGUCUGCACGCCAGUCCACCCCAGAAGGUGGUCUGUCCGGACGAACAAAUAAGCUGGUGGAUGGGUGCUACAGCCAUUGGGUUGGUGGAUGCUGGCCAUUGCUUGAAUCUUCUCUAGAGGGGAAGCCGGAUAGCACCGAGCCACCAGCCAACAGUCUUUUCAGCCGCGAAGGUUUAACCCGAUACAUCCUUGCAUGUUGUCAAGGAAACGACGGUGGUCUUCGUGACAAACCGGGCAAACAUGUCGAUUCAUAUCACACUUGCUACGUCAUGGCAGGAUUGAGUGCGGCUCAAAACCAUCAUUACCGGACAGACUCAAGUGUCGCAAGCAACAACUUCUCAUCCUCAUUUUCCUGGAAGUCUUCACCAAGCCGCGACCCGGCCAAUGUGUUUUCAAGAGGUGAUCGGCUAGAGCCAAUGCACCCUUUGUAUGUGAUCCCGCACAAAGCCGCUGAGCAAAUGCGGCUCUGGUCCGAGGCCCGGCCCCUCACUGUCUAG